AUGAUUCCUGCGGAUAGUACAGUGCUUGCAGAGAAACUAAGUAAAUCUUGCCUAGAUGACUCCAACAAUGAGGCUGCACAUCAGGAACAAAAAAAUAACAUUAGGGAAUUGGAACAGAUAGAAUCACCUUUGUCGGUUUUUAAGUCGUUUGAUGAUGAUAACAUUAACAACACCGUCUUCAAUUUUGUGGAUGCAAUGCAUAAUGAAAAGUACUCAAUGAAGAAGGAUCUUAGUUCUGAAUUGCUGCCGGGUGCUUCAAUCCGCUUUUCCAAGUAUGGUUGGCUCUUACUAAUUUCCAAAGACAAUAAAACUCCAUUCUUCUACAAUCCCUUCACAAAAAUGGUGAUCCGGCUUCCCGAUUUUCCUGAUGUUGGCCGCGCGUUAUUCUUGAGUGGUAUGUCAUUCUCGUCUUCACCUACUUGUCCAGACUGUGUAGUGUUUGCACUCGAACGUAUCGACGGUAACGAAAUCUCAAUCUACGCAAUUAAAAGGGGAAGCCGUCAUUGGAGGUAUCUAGUCCGCGAGAACUUGGAUGGUUCUUUUGUGCCAUCUUUCAACAAUCCGGUUUUCUUCCGCACAAGAUUCUUCUGCUUAGAUUAUUCUGGGACUUUAGGAUGUUGUGUUGUAAAUGACAAAAACAACAACAAUGGACUGGAUUGGACAAUUUAUACUGAUCAGUUAAAGCGGUUUGACGAUGCAUUUCCAAGUUACUUGGUAGAAUGUGACGGGGAUCUUUUACUAGUGAAUAUAGGGCCGAUCGGGGAAACGGUUGGAGUAUUUGGAUUGGAUUGGACCAACAAGGUCUGGGUUAAAGUUGAAAGUUUGGGAAAACAUAUGUUGUUCAUCAGCAAUACCUCUAGUUGCUCAGCAAUUGCUCCUCCCAAUAGUCAAAUGGAGAACAAAGUAUACUUCCCCAGAUUACACAAAGAUGGAAAAGGCUUAUUAUUCUGUUCUCUCGACACAGGUAAGUACCAUUACUCUAUUCGAGCACAACAGAAAAAUAUAGAUGCGGCUACGAAUUUCUAUGACACAAAGGAGAUGUGCAACUCUACUUGGAUUGAACCUAACUGGUCACAAGAGAGUAGUCCUACUGAUCAAGACCACCUUGGUUGGCUUAAUUAG
Papaver somniferum (opium poppy) is the source of this 1122-nucleotide messenger RNA. RefSeq names its product F-box/kelch-repeat protein At1g57790-like. Bases 1 to 1122 code for a protein of 373 amino acids. The record is from RefSeq and is a predicted model, not a curated record. The transcript has a single exon. NCBI's taxonomy places the organism in Eukaryota, Viridiplantae, Streptophyta, Magnoliopsida, Ranunculales, Papaveraceae.